GGGAAGUUUCCUUCGCGACCCUUGCGUGUUUGUUAGAUUUCGGCCAUCUUUGGAAAGAAAAAUAGAAAUUAAUUUUGUGUUUUCAAUAAAGUAUUUUGGUGAAAUGUCGAGAAGUAAAACCAGACUUUAUUUCGGAAAGUUGAGGGAAGAUACCAGAGAAAGAGAUUUGGAGAAAUUUGUUCGGGGAUAUGGUCAAGUUCGCGAUAUAAGCAUCAAAAAAGGUUACGGCUUUGUGGUGAGUUGAGCGAACUGUAAAUUUGAAAAAACUGUAUUUCCGAUUGGUUUUAAAUAGUUUUAUCUGAGUGCAAUCGUUUAACCAUGUUCCUAAGAACGUUACGUCUUUAGUAGAAUGUUGUAGACGGUCAAUUCUGAAUACAUAACGACUUUUUGGUGGGGCAUUUUGACCAGUUGUGUUUAUGUGUAGAAUGGCGCUGAAAAUAUUCAAAUCCAGCAGGCAGUUAAAUUUUACUGUGUCUUGAAUGUCCAGUGGCAGUGUAGGUAGUGGAGAAUGCAAACUGAGAACUGGUGCAAAUGAUGUGACUAUCUGAAAAAUAUGAAAUUAACUUUGAUGUUUCGACUAGGCCUUUGUCUGGCUGGCUACUAAUUUCCAGACAAAGGACCUUUGCUUGAAAUGUCCAAGUAGUUUUUAUCACUGAAUUUCAGAACUGAAUUAAAUUUUAAUUCAGGAAUUUUAUGAUGAACGUGAUGCUGAGGAUGUAGUCUGGGAUUUAAAUGGUCGUGAUUUGCUUGGCGAAAGGUGGGUGAAAUGUAUUAUUAAACUUGGGGAAUCAGAUCUGGGGGGAGGAGGGUGCUUGUUGAGCUUUGGUCAUGGUUCAGGGUGUGACCAUUGGCCAAGGGAGCUGUGGUAGAAAGGCACUAUUCUAUAGUCUUGCUCAACAGCUUCACAAUCAUGUUGCUAUCAUAUUUUGUCUCUAUUUUAUUUUUGUAAUUACAUUUCCAAAACAACAAUGGCUUUGAUAAGGAAAUUGGCUCCCCCUUGUACUCCUCCCCCAAUAAAUCCAUCCCCCAAUAAAUCCAUCCCUGACCUGUGACACAUGAUUUUUACCCUAUAUUAUUGAUUUAUAUAUUGUGGUCUUACCACAGGGAGCCCAUCCCAUAUCUUAUUGAAAGCAAAUAUUGAAUGUACAUAUAGUAUUUAUAUAGCUCAGUGCUGAAUCUAAGGGCGCGCGGCCUGCCUGUUGCGGGCUGGUUGCGGGCUGACAAGAUUAGCUCUCGCGCUCUUGUCAGCCCGCAACCAGCCCGCAACAGGCAGGCUGCGCGCCCUUAGAUUCAGCACUGAGCUAUAUAAAUACUAUAUGUACAUUCAAUAUUUGCUUUCAAUAAGAUAUGGGAUGGGCUCCCUGUGGUCUUACUAGUUUAAUUAGCUUUACCAUAUUUUACUGUAUUUUAGAGUGAUAAUAGAACAUGCCAGAGAACCAUCAUCAAGACGAGAUUUUUCAUAUGGCUUUAGACGUGAAAGAAGCCCUGAUCGAUAUCGAAGUGGAAGGUUUGUUAUUUAGGCGGUGAUGGCUAAAUGUAGGACACCAGGGUCUGAAUGAAUGGUGUACAAUGUGCACAAUUUUCACAUUGCAAUAUAGCUGAAAUUGUUUUGAAGUGUUGUCAAAAUUUACGAUAAAACGGCCACCAUUUUGUCAGUGUUUCCACUUUUGAAAAUUGCAAUUUCCUUUUUAUUUUCAACCCUGAUCUUUUCCUUUUAUUUUCAGGGGCCGAGAUUAUCGAAGCCGAAAUAUUCCAGUCAGAACUGACCACAGAUUGCUGGUGGAAAAUCUUUCCAGUCGUGUCAAUUGGCAGGUAUUUGAUUCUUUUAUUUUUGUCCGUAGAAACACUUCAUUGUUGUUCAUAUAAAUACUUCAUCUUUUGAUGGUUAUUAUUUAUUAUUUAUUGAUAACAAAACAUAGCUAAUAUGAAACUCCAUCUAUUGUAUACUUUUUAUAACCAUUCUCUUUGGUCUUCAUCCCUUACUACAGUGACCCCACGUACUAUCUGUGAACACUUGCCUCAUCUCAUUGGUCCAAUCAUGUCCGACACUCCAAACAUACAUUGUAUGUGUCUGGCCUUUAGUACAGCCACAUGCCAGAGUAACAGACCUGGCGUUUCCUCAGUUGGGAGUCGCAUUCUUUCCACCACCACUGUGUGUCGGCCACGUCACCAUGUGCCGAGGGUCAUGCCAGAUUACCAGAUUCUGCCUGACAGACCAUCCAGCCAUUUGACAUUGUGCCAGCCAUUUGACAUUGUGCCAGCCAGAGCCUAGCCAUUUCAGACUGUAGUUUAACACGGCCAGUAUGCAAAGUUUAUAUGUCGCCUUUCAAUAGCUGAGUAACAGGUGUAACCUAUGUUGCAAGUAAGUAUGUUGUGUAUUGUUGCGUGAAAGCUAACAUGGGAUGACAAAAGCAGAAUGAGGUUUUCUGAUCAGAUCCAAUGUCAGAUAUGAUUGGUGUCUCCCUAUUUACUUAAAAACCAUUGUCUCUUUGGUAACAUUUUCUCCCUGCUCAAAAGUGUCUUGCUUAUUUUAUUAAUUUACUCUGUCCAAAGCCAGAUGAUUUUACUUGUCAAGUGGAAAGCGUUGACACUCGAUCGGUUAAGUUUACAAAUGUUACGGAAUAAGAUUUUGUGAACACCUAACACCAAAAUUUUCAGCAAUUUGUGUACAAAUUAUCUUUGAGUUUGGUGUCUUUCAUUUUGUUCAUUAAAGUUAAUGAGAGCAAUGUUGCAUUAAAAGUUCCAACAAAACAUUUUUUCCUCAGGAGUUGAAAGAGAUAUUCAAUGAUGUUUCAGAGGUUACGUUCACGGAUGCACACAAGAGAGAACGUAAUACAGGGUACUGCAAAAUAUGUUUUCUUUGGCAAUUUCUCUAGUUAAUGAUGUGAAGGGUUGGAAAUAAUUUUUUGUGUAUUGGACCUGUGUAGGAUUGUAGAAUUUGCGACGAAGGAUGACAUGAAAACUGCUCUCAAGAAGUUACAGGGUCAUGACAUAAAUGGAAAGAAGAUAAAGUUAUCUAUUGUAAGUCAUAGAUUGUUUUAUUAUUUCAAUGAGAGUACAAUUGAGCAAAGUUUAUUAAGUACUUUAUGUUUUCUUGUUAUAAAGGAGAAAGUUGGAGGUUCGCGAUCUCGUUCUAGAUCAAAGGAUCGUCGGUGAGUUGGAUAUGUCAUUAUAUAUAUAAGUCUGCUAAGGUGGUGGUCCCUUUUGGUGGCCUACAAAAGCCUCCCUCCGAGAGAAUACUUGGAGUUUUGAAAGUCGUUCAGACUUUGCAAACUUUCAUAGAAACAUUCACAAUGUAAUCAUAAAGAAAAGACCAAUGUAGCCUUUCAUUUUCAUAAAUACGUUUUGCCCUUGUAGAUCAAGAUCUAAAUCACCUAAACGUCGCCGUCGCUCGAGAUCCAAGUCGCCAAAGCGAUCACGUUCAAAAUCUGGUUCCAAGGAAGCCGAAGAAAAAGAAGCUUCGAAAUCAAGAUCAAGGUCGAAAUCAGAAGAACCUAAAUCUCGUUCCCAAUCCCCUGAAGCGGAAGGUGAAGAAUCAAACCGAGAAAGCGAACACGAGUCUGGUAACGAGAGUCCGCAGAGGAAUGGUGACGAAGAAAAUGGUAAUGAGGAAGAAGAUGCUGAGUAGACCAAAAAUUGAAUCUGGCUGAUAGUCAAGACCAAGAUCAGCUGAUCAAGAAAACAAAGAGUUUUAAUCCAUGUCUAUUUAUACCAAUUUUACUGGCUUGUUUGGCCACUACCGCAGAGUAGUCAAAGUCACGCAGCGUGAUUUUUUUCAAGAAUUGUAUUGCACACCUGAAAGAAAUGGUUGCAAUACUUUUGUAUCAACAAUGGUUGCAAUACUUUUGUAUCAACAAUUUUUCUAAUCGUGGUUAACGAUGGCGAUUUUUCUCCUUAACGAUGUGUAUAUAUAUAUAAGCCAGUACACACGCACACAAAAAAUAAGAUGAGGAUGUGUUUUGUAUCGGCCAGGACGACAAAUCGUAGUAGAACUAGAGAGAAAGUCGAAUGACAGGACAAAAUAGAAGCUCGAGUUAACAUGAUCUAGAACGAGUAUUACAAAAUCACAAGCUUGUUUGUCGAGUAAACUAUGUACAAAUUAAACUACAAUGAUCAACUUUACGCCUACGAUACCUCUUAAUUAUAAGUUGUG
Messenger RNA from Paramuricea clavata, 4153 nucleotides. Lineage: Eukaryota; Metazoa; Cnidaria; Anthozoa; Malacalcyonacea; Plexauridae. The record is from the annotation of a GenBank genome assembly.